AUCAACAUUGACGAAAGGACUGCGAACGAAAAUUUAAUAUCUUGUAUGGCAGGUCACACGCAAAUUCUAGGCUUACCCGAAUUGUCGUCGGAUCAACCGGGGACAACUCGGGUUUUGCGGAUCAAAGUCAUCAACGGAACAAAUUUGGCUAAAAAAGAUAUAUUUGGUGCAAGUGACCCUUAUGUGAAAAUCAGCUUGUACCGAGGUGAUAGGGAAGCUGGUGUUAUUGACAGUGUUUGUACCGCUGUCAUCAAGAAGACAUUGAACCCAAAAUGGAAUGAAGAAUUUCAGUUCAGAGUAAACCCAAGAGACAAUGUGUUAUUGUUUGAAGUGUUUGACUCCAAUAGAGUGACCCGAGAUGACUUUUUGGGAUUGGUGGAGAUCCCCCUGGCACACACCAGUAUUGCCUGUGAAAGACCGGGUCGUGAUUUAGCAGCCAAAGACUACAUCCUCAGACCACGCAGAAGAUGGAAUCGAUUUGUAAAAUCAAGGGUCAAGGGCCACCUAUGGCUGUAUCUGGCUUUGUUACCAUUGUCGGACACAGAGGAAGAGGAAGGUGAAGAUACAGCAGCUGGACAACCACAACAAGAGGUGAGUCAGUCAGGAUGGGAGUUUUUAGACAUGAACAAUAGUUUAAAUGAGGCUGGUGCCUCUGGCCCCACCCAGGAGGCUACAAAUGCUGAGCCCCUACCACCAGGCUGGGAGAUGCGAACCCAUCCGGAAACCCAUAGGAAAUACUACAUCAAUCAUACCACACGUACCACACAAUGGGAUCCUCCUACUGGGGUAUUAGGAAGCAGUGACCUCCCUGCAGGCUGGCAGGAACGAAUGGACUCCAAUGGGAGGACAUACUAUGUCAACACACAGACCAGAUCCACACAGUGGGAAAGACCUUUAGGAAGUAAUUCCACAGAAGAAGAAACAGCUGGGGAGGAUCUACGUCAGCAACAAAGAAAUGUGGCAGCCCAAAUGUAUCGGGCUCGACGACACAUCAGUGUGGAAGACACUAUUAGUAUGCAAGGAGACACGGAUAGUCCAACACCAACUCCACGCCCUGCAUCUACUGGUCAAACAGAGAUCAGAAAUCAACUCAACCGUCACAGAUUUGCAUCAGUAAACUCAGCUCCCAGAUUACAACCCAGUGCCACAGGAGGCGAUUUAGAUGAGGAACCACUAGGGCCGGGCUGGGCAAUGGGUAUGGCGCCAAACGGUCGUGUCUUUUUCAUUGAUCACAACACCAUGAAAACCACAUGGGAGGAUCCUAGAAAAGCCACGACUAGGACUGCCAGUAUGAGAAGUCAGCACGGAGAUAUGCCAAAUGUAGUCACCAGGGCGUCCUCAAAUGAAGACCUUCUUGUAAAUUUGGGGCCAUUACCUGCUGGAUGGGAAGAGAGAACCCACUCGGACGGCAGAGUAUUCUACAUAAAUCACUCAACCAAAACGACCCAAUGGGAAGACCCUCGUCUACAGAAGUUAGGAGGACAGGCUGUGCCGUAUUCUAGGGAUUACAAGAGAAAAUAUGAUUACUUCAGAUCAAAGUUACGGAAACCUCAAAAUGUGCCGAAUAAAGUUGAUAUUAAGAUUAGUAGAGACAACAUAUUUGAAGAUUCUUACCGCGCCAUCAUGAGUGUAAAAAAGCCAGAUAUUUUGAAAACCAGAUUAUGGAUCGAAUUUGAUGGUGACACAGGUCUUGAUUACGGUGGUGUGGCUCGUGAAUGGUUCUACCUCCUUUCUAAGGAAAUGUUUAAUCCGUUUUAUGGCCUUUUUGAGUAUUCAGCCACAGACAACUAUACACUACAGAUCAAUCCCUUGUCAGGUCUUGCCAAUGAUGACCACUUGUCCUAUUUUGAGUUUAUUGGCAGAAUUGCUGGCAUGGCGGUGUAUCAUGGAAAACUACUGGAUGGAUUCUUCAUUCGUCCAUUUUACAAGAUGAUGUUGGGAAAAAGCAUGCUUCUGCAGGAUAUGGAGCCAGUUGACUCCGAAUAUUUCAACUCGCUGUGCUGGAUACGGGACAAUGACCCUAUUGACCUUGAUCUGACCUUCAGUGUGGAAGAGGACUACUUUGGAGAGAUAACUGAACGGGAACUUAAAGCAGAUGGAAAAAACAUUGUGGUUACGAAUGAUAACAAGAUGGAGUAUAUAAACUUGGUGAUCAACUGGAGGUUUGUCUCCCGAGUGUAUAACCAGAUGACAGCCUUCAGGAAGGGCUUCAAUGCUCUAGUUCCCCAGACACUACUGCAGAUAUUUGAUGAGAAUGAGCUGGAGUUGUUGAUGUGUGGGCUACAGGACAUUGAUGUAAAUGACUGGAAAAACAACACUGCCUACAAAGGAGAAUACAAUCCUAACCACCCAGUUAUUAUCUCCUUCUGGAAGGCAGUGUACUCGGUGAAUAAUGAGAUGCGGUCCCGAUUGCUCCAGUUUGUUACAGGAACAUCUCGCGUUCCAAUGAAUGGUUUUAGGGAACUGUAUGGUAGCAAUGGUCCUCAACUGUUCACCAUAGAAAAAUGGGGCACCACCAAGAAGUUGCCACGAGCUCACACCUGCUUCAACAGACUUGAUCUUCCACCUUACGACAACUACGAGGACCUGAGGAAAAAACUUCUGUUAGCCGUUGAAAACACAGAAGGAUUUGAAGGCGUUGACUAAAUAGGUGUGAUAAUAAUUGAGAAACCAUGACUUCAGCAGACAACUGCUUGCUCCUGAGCUUACCCUUGAGUCUCUGGAUUUGUCAGAUACUGAAACUCUCAAAAAUGUCAGCAAUUUGAGGAUUUCAAAUGGAAGCAGUCCUGUUACAGAGAAAAUGGUCAGUUAGCAAACUGAUGCUGCCCUCGUCAGUUGGAUUUGACCAAGUUGACAUGCUUUUUACACAUGCAGGUUUUUUGUGCAGGCAAAAGUUAGAUGAUGCUAGGAAGAAUGAAACCUAAGGCAUCAAAGCCAAAUAUUCAACAAAGAGGACAGAUUUUAAACUAGGAUAAAGUUUGUAUAAAAUUAUCAUAUCAAUAUGUUAGUUACUAUUCUGUAUGUUUAUAAAGGACUACUUCAACUCUGUUAUUUUUUGAGAGAAAACUUUAUUUCAUAGUGUCCAGUAGCAAAAUUAUUUAAUACAAAGAUACUGUACAUCUAUAGAACUUGGCACAAUUAAAUUCCAUCCACAGUGAUUAUUAUACAAACGUAUAGAAUCAAAUUGGUGCAAUCAUAUUAUAGCGCAAAGAUUCCAGAAUGAAAAGUGCAAAAAUAAAAUUACUUCUAAAAUAUGUAUGUGUUCAGUGGAUGAGAAUGUUUGUUUAUCAUUCCUGUGUAAGUCGAUACAUAGAAACAGCUAGAAUACUAGACUUCACACAUGUUAUUUGUAAGUGGUAUGCAGUCAUACAGCAGGUAGUUUGUAUGAUUUAAGGUACAAUACCCUGAUGCAUCACAAGAUACAGAGGGAAGGGGGUGGGGUUGUUCACACUGCAUCUGUGUUAUUGCGGAUCCAGAUAUUUUUGUUUCAUGUGAUAAAUGAAGUUUUUUUUUAAUGAAAAAAUUGCUUUAACUUGCCAAACUUUUCAUCUUAGGUACAAGUUGUAAAAUGGAUGAUGCUGUUACUGUUUCCUGUUGUGAUCAAACCAGUAUUAUUAGUACUGUUAAGAACUUUACAUCUUGUGAGGCAUUUCAUCAUUUGUAAAAUUAGUUUUUCUUGUAUUGAUUAGAAAAAAAAAUUGUUUUAUGAAACAUGUUUCAUUGGUAUUUUGUUUUAGAAGUCAAUAUCAUCAUUCAUUGGGUAUUUUUUCAACUUUGUAAAAACUCAUAUUGAUGACAAGAACUUAAUAAAGAUAUGAAAUUAGGAUGGGUGUACUAGAAGGAAGAAACCAUAUAAUUGUUUUUAGUUUUUCAAUCCAAAACCUUUCAUGCUCUUGUGUUUUUGACAAGAAUCUUACUGCUAUAGAAUAUAUCAUAUCAGUCAAAUGACACAAAUUAUAGCAUCCUCCAGGAUCAGCUAAUUCAUGAAUGAAUUGUGAAGUAGUAUAUAGUAGCUACCCGAAUGUUAUAGUAGUAAGAUAUUCUCUACACCUACCACUUCCCAUUGUAUCCGAUUCCAUAUCAGUGUCACAUCUUGAGAACUGUUAGCACUUGACCACUAUUGAUUUGUAUAAUUUGAUAGAUGACUGUUAAAUACACCAAAGAACCAUGGUAAAGCGUUAUUUUUUGUGUGUGUAUUCUGCUCUUCAGUAUCACUAGUCUGGGGACAAGACUGCUCAAGCUGUAUCUUAUGUUUAACUUUCUUGAGAAAAUAAUAAGUAUACUGUUGAUCACUACAUUUAGUUACAAAGAGAAGGCCUCUUGAUGUUGCACCUUUUUGUUACCCAUCAACUGUGUUAUAAGUUGUUGUGAUGUACAACAUAAUCAGCUGCAUGGGGUUUGUUGUAUGGCCUUUGUUUUCUUGUGGGGGAAACCAGAAAUUUGCUCAAUAAAUGAAAAUUUUAAGACUUCCUGUGUCCAUGUGAUCAGUAGGUUUUCUGGUUUCACUGUUGUUAUACAGGACUGGUUCAUUGUAAGACAUCCAAAUCAAAGCAUUAGUCUGACCAUUGGUCAGCUAGAGGGUUGUGUCAUUUUAUCCUGAUAUUAACACUUAUUUUGAAUGUUUGUAUUAACUACAUACUCACUUUUGUACGAUUGUCCGGAGGAUUAAUCCAAAUCAUGUAAUGAAAAAUGACUUAUUGGAUAUCUAUGAUGGGUCUAGAGAAAAAUGGUGUCCUAAACAUUAUUACUCAUAGAAUUGUGUUUUAAUUGGGCAUUUUUAGGGGAGACUUAAGCAAUGAAUAUACUGUACACCUUAAUUAUAUCAUAUUGGCCAACAAACCUGUUACAACUUUUUGUUAUAUUGAAGCAAUCCUCGUAUAGUAUAGGAUAGAUUAAUAGCCACAGUUCUAGGGUAAAGUCUACUAUUACUAGGUCCAUAUCUAACUUGUUUUAUCACAUUUUGAAGAAUGAACUAAACAUGAAUAUUGUUUAAAAUAAGAUUGAAGUUUUACAGGGAUGAUUUUAAAAUCAGUGUAUAAUUAACUUUUAGCAUGGCAUCAUUGUUGAGAUAAAACUGAGUAAGAUCUCUAUAACCUAUAUCUGAUUGACUGUAACAGAAAUAAACUAAGCCAUUGUCUAUGUUAGUGUAAAUAUGUGUAUAUAUAUUUCAAGAUAAUGGAAAUGACUUAAAUUUGAAUAUUCACAGACACAACAGGAAUAAGGAAUACAGGUCCCAGAAGCUAGCACAUUUUAAAUGUAGUUAUACGACUUGUAAAAUGAGAAUAUCUUCAGUAAUUGGUGGCAUGAAUUGCUCCAGUCAUAAAUAAAACUGCUCCAACUUCAAAUUGACUCUCAUUGCAUGAAAUUUAGUGUCAAGGUAUCUCUUCCUUAAGUCUUAGCAUUCACAAAAUUUUACUGACUAACUGAAUGCAAGAUUUUCCUGUCAAUUAGGCUGUAAUGAUCAACGAAAACUGCCCUGGAAACUGCUUUAUAUCACAAGUUGUGUGAUAUUCAUUUUAAUUUGUAACGUCAAUGAUUGCAGGUAGAUUCAAUUCAAAAUAUUUAUCUUGCUGUUUUGUUUUUUUUUUCUGUAUGAAGGUGAUCAGUAGAAUUUGAAAAUGCAAAUCUUAAGGAUGAAUGGACAAAGUUAUCCUUGUGAUUUUUCUGUGUUUUAUAUAAUAUUGGCAUUUAAAGUAUAUUGACAUGCAUCCUUAAUGAUUGGAAAAUGUGCAAAUAAGGCAUGUGUAAUGGAGAUAUGCCCUUUUUUGGCAUGGAUUAUCAAGUUAUAGUCUUAUGUGUGAUAUAGAUGUGUAAUAGUACAGAAAUUUGAUGAUGUACAUUUAUAUUCCUAACAUAGAUAGGAAAGUCUUUCUCUUUUAGCUUAGAAGAAAAAGUCUUCUAUGUAAACAUUUAUCGUCUUUUGUACAAAUUUGUUAUGUUUUUUAAUUAGGAAAUUGCAUUUAUAGAUGAUAAUCACUCUCAUAGCCAUCUUGUCAUUGAUUGACUCACAAGUAUCAAUUAUGCAGGAAAAAUGCUGGAGUGUGGAGUACUUUUCUGGAGCAGAUUUGAUCAAAGCUUUUGUGUAGAGUAUGGGAGGCAGUAAUUGAGAGAUGAGCGUGUAACCGAAGUGAAUGUUUGAGGCUGAUAAUUGUAGACAAGAUUAGUGUUGUACUAUAAUAUACCUUGUUUUCCACUUAACUUAUCUUUCUAAUGGUGUAAUAUUUUGAUUUCAUUCUGAACUACUAUUAGUACUUAUAGUAUGUCACCUCUGAUUUCUUUAUCAGGUGAAAUUGCUAGUGAUUCAAACUGUUGAUAAAUUAUUGCAUUGCAUUGUGGUGGAAACAUUCUUUUUAACAUACAGUAAUGUGGCAAGUAAUAUGAUGUUCAUUCCGUAGUGAGCCCAUGAGCCCGAUACAUUACUUCUAACUAAAGCCAGGGGAUGGAUUUAUUACAGGACAGUUAAAUACCAUAGGUUGAUAAUUUUAGUAACAUUGAUAUACCAGGUACAUGGAUUGGCUUAAAGCAGGAUAAAUACAAUAGUAUAAAGUCACAAGUUUCAACAAACUCCUAAUAUUACAUCAAUUUAAUUUGAUGAUCUAGAGUUUCAGUUCAGAAUUUAUUUCAAAAUGAUAAAUGGUCAUCUCUCUAGCUUACAAAGUGUUGAUUUGUUAUUUUGUAAAAAGAAAUUGUAAUUGAGCAAAAAAAUCAUUUAUGUUGUUCACCUGAUGUUUUUGUAGUAGCCUCAGAUUUAACCAAGAAAGUGAUAUCUACUUUGUAAUAUUUACUGAUAUUUUGAUGUUAGCGUAUUACAGGGCCAGGUUUUUUAAGUCUUCUGUAUGACUUGUAGAUUUACUUUGGUGUGGCCAGGUAUGUAGAUGCCACAGGUUGUUUUUACAUUGGUAUGGAUGUAUACAGAAGUAAACUCGGUCAGUCUGUGAUGGUUUCUGAUGUGUUUAACUACAUCACCUUCCAUUUGUGAAACAAAUCUGUGCAAAGAAUAUUUUGUGAUGAAUUAUAAAUUCUCAUGACCUUUAUAUGUAUCGACCUGUUUUGUCUAUGUCCUUGAACCUGAUAUUUAUUAAUGAUUGAGCUAUUGAUGAUGAGGUUUUCUACUCUCUCUGUUAACAAGAUAACAUUAAAUCAAGAUGUUUUCUUAACAGCA
Messenger RNA from Ylistrum balloti, 7162 nucleotides. Its product is annotated as E3 ubiquitin-protein ligase NEDD4-like. NCBI's taxonomy places the organism in Eukaryota, Metazoa, Mollusca, Bivalvia, Pectinida, Pectinidae. Gene Ontology annotation, molecular function: protein binding; ubiquitin protein ligase activity. The record is from RefSeq and is a predicted model, not a curated record. Bases 46 to 2646 code for a protein of 866 amino acids. Gene Ontology annotation, biological process: regulation of dendrite morphogenesis; ubiquitin-dependent protein catabolic process. The transcript has 26 exons.